Molecule: messenger RNA, 627 nt
Organism: Rhea pennata
Lineage: Eukaryota; Metazoa; Chordata; Aves; Rheiformes; Rheidae
Gene: CCDC169
Product: coiled-coil domain containing 169
Exons: 8
Coding region: 1-627 (208 amino acids)
Source: RefSeq, a predicted model, not a curated record
AUGGGGGACGGCGGCGCCGAGCGGCUGGCGCCGGCGCUGGGGCGGGAGCGGCGGAAGCAGCAAAUACUUGAAAUUUCAAUAUCUGAAUUGAGAAACACGGUGACAGAACUGGAAAAAAGACUUAACAGUAUUGAAGAUGAAGGUAAUGAAUGGAAAACUAGAUACGAGACACAAGUAGAAUUGAAUAGACAGCUGGAAAGACAAAUUAUUAAACUUCAAGAAAAGUUGGAGGUUAUUCGUGGAAAUCCAACAGAUAAAUUGUCCUCUGUUCGUACCUUUGAUCAAAUGCCUGUGAGUUCCUUAAAGCAGGUUCUUAAGCAACUAGAAGAAGAGAAGAAAAGUCUCCAGAAUCAGCUAAAAGACUAUGAACUUAGACUGGAACAAGAGGCAAAGGCUUACCACAAAGCCAAUGAUGAGCGGCGCAUGUACCUCUCAGAGAUCUUACAGACCUCAGCUGCACUUAAAUUUGUUGAAAGGCAAAAACUAGAUGCAGUGACAGGGAAGAGAGAAAACCAAAUACUGAGAGGAAGGUGCCGCGUUCCAGGAAACCAGAAGGUGACUGAUCCCAAAAAAGGAGCAAUUAAAAAGACUGUAGGAGUGAAGCAGCUUCCAAAACUAAAGGGCUGA